Molecule: messenger RNA, 3058 nt
Organism: Plodia interpunctella (Indianmeal moth)
Lineage: Eukaryota; Metazoa; Arthropoda; Insecta; Lepidoptera; Pyralidae
Product: juvenile hormone esterase
Exons: 3
Coding region: 103-1764 (553 amino acids)
Source: RefSeq, a predicted model, not a curated record
UUCAUUACGUUACUUGAUAACUAUCUGUUAUCUAUCAAUGUCAUAUUGAAGAGAACGUAUUUCUUGUUUUGUCAUAAGUGCUUUAUAUCUGUUUGCUACAAUAUGAAUAAUUCUAGUUCUGGUGAUCAAAACAAAACUGAAAAUACAAAACCUAAUGAGUGUGUUGUUGAAAGUGAAAAUGGAGCGAUUAGAGGUUACGUGGACACUUCGGAUGAAGGGACAUUUUACAAAUUUAAGAGAGUCCCGUAUGCGGAACCACCUUUAGGUCAUUUGAGAUUUAUGCCACCAACACCUAUUUCAAAUUGGACAGGAGAAAUCGACUGCACACAGGACACGCCAAUGCCAAUAUCACUAAACAAAACACAGCUCGGCUCGGAAGAUUGUCUUUACAUCGAAAUUUCGAGCCCAGAUAUAAAGCCUAGCCAGCCCUUACCAGUCAUGUUCUGGAUCGGAUGUGUCAAUUAUUCAUAUUGUUUUGACGAGAUUUACGACCCGACAGCUUUGAACAACAGUGGCGUAAUAUUUGUGAGAUGUGGCUUCCGCAUAGGACCUUUUGGGUUCCUCUCUAUGGACGAUUUAGCAGCACCUGGUAAUUGCGGUCUUAAAGACAUCGUAAUGGCACUGAAAUGGGUACAAAAGAAUAUAAAACACUUCGGGGGUGAUUCAACGAAUAUCACGCUAUUUGGAAGCAAUAGUGGGGGGAGCCUCGCCCAUUUGUUGAUUUUCUCGCCGAGUGCAUCCGGAUUAUUUCACAAAGCUAUCAUACAGAGUGCAUGCGCAAUGAACAAUUGGUCAAUAACAUUAAAUCCACUCAAAACUGCAAUAGAAUUAGCUCAACAGGUCGGAAUUAAAAAAACUCACAAACAUGAAAUUAUCGAAGAGUUGAAAAGUUUACCAACACAAACUAUUAUGGAUGGUUUUUAUGAAUUGUGCCUCAAAACACACGACACUGAUUGCGUCGAAGGCAUUUUCAAACCAUGUAUUGAAUCAGAAUUUGAAGGGCAACAAGCAUUCCUUACAAAAUCUCCAAACAAUUUACUAAAAUCUGGGGUAUUUAAUAAAGUCCCUAUGAUUAUUGGAAGUAACAACAUAGAAGGAACAAUGCUAGCCCAUUUAACGAGCGACAUUUAUAAAACCUUGAAAGCCGUUAAUUUUAAUGUAAAUAGUCUUAAACCUUUUAGUGAAGAAUCUAAGUCAAUCCGAACCUUAAGUAGACAGAAACUUUUACGAUUUCUUUUGGGAGAACAUGAACCUUCGACAGAGGCGAAUCGCCAUCAAUAUAUGCAGAUGGUCAGUGAUUAUUAUUACCUGUAUCACAUAAAUAAGUCCGUGAGACUACAUAGUGAGUACGCACAAGACAGUCCUAUAUUUUAUUACAUAUUCAACUGCUACGUAGAGUACACGGGCAUAAAGGACACUAACUUUCUCACUGGAUAUAGUGCAGAAUUGAGGUUUUUAUUCCCAACGAAAUAUCAAGGUGCUUCCAAAAUUACUGGAGAUUGUCUCACAUCCAAAAGAAUGGUUAAAAUGUGGACCAAUUUUGCGAAAUAUGGACACCCUACUCCAGAGGAAGACCCCCUGUUCCAAGUUACAUGGAGCCCCGUCGAAAACAACAACCGGUUAAACUAUCUCAAUAUUGGGUAUGAUUUAACAGUGGGCAGGAAUCCUUUUCACGACAGAAUGAAAUUUUGGGACGAAGUCCAUAGCAAUAGUGAAAUGCUGAAAUGUAUUAUCUAUUUUAAUGAGAUGGGUAUUUUGUGGUAAGGAAAUUAUGAGAAUAAAUUGACACAUCAUUAUCAACUCUGGGAUCGUAGUCAGAGAAUAAUGGUAUUGAGACUCAUUACAAAAAUACAUUAAUUUAUUUACUUUUAAAAAUACGUAGAUAAUAUAAUUUAAUAUAAUCUCGUAAUUCGUAGACUUGGGGGUGCUGAAAGGAAGCAAAUGUACAAAUUUCCCCUGAUUAAGGCUUAUUGAGAUGUGAACAUCUCUGUCGUAGAUGUUUAUGCAAAAAAUGCUUUUGUUGAUUGUUGAUCUGUUAAUUCGCAGCAAAUAAAAGCACGGUACUAUUUUAACGUGAUAAAAAUCAAAGGAGACCUAUCAUUACAUUAUAAGCGUUGUAUUUGAUUUUCUGAUAUAUAUUACUUGUUAUAAAAAAAUAUUGAUUAAACUUAGGUUUUUUUUAAAUGAUUUUUCAUUUUUGUGUAUAUUUGACUAUCUUAGAACUAUAGACGCCCAUUUUUUAUUCAACGGUAUAUGAAGAGGUGAGUCAAACCGCACACUAGCGCCACCAUUACAAUUUUAACAUUUUAUUUUAACUAAUAGCGAAAACUAAAAGCAUAUCACAGGUGAUUAUGAUUAUGCUUCACUAAAUAAAUGAUUUUAUUAAUAAGUAUUACUUAUAGUUUUUCAUUGGACACCAAUAUCCUUGUUGUAAAUUGUGACUAUUUGUACAAUGAAAAACAAUAAUAGUACCUAUUUAUAGUUUAUACUAUCUCUUUAGGUAUAUAGUCUAGCCUAAUCUCCGAUGGUAUUUUUUUAAUUCUCGUGGUAAAUUAAAAGAAAUUGAUAAAAAGUGAUGGAAAGGCUAGUGAGCAGAGAGCAACCUCUUAAUAGAGCGAAACAUGUUAAUUUAUUUGCCACAUCUUCUACAAAUAAAUCGUAUUCAAUUUGUCGAGGUGCUAAAGCAUUUCAUACUAAAUUUGUCACUGUGAACAUAAACCGUAAGGCACAAUAUCGCUUGCGAUAUAAACACCGAACAGGCAAUGUCAAUAAGUCUCUAAAAAUAUGUAGUAAGAUAUUUACCAAGCCUUUUUUAAAAUUAGUACUUAUAAACAUAUGACUGGCACAAAUCAAAAAUAUAAAUAAAUAUAAUUUAAAACUCUUACCGUUAGUUAGGAUUUCGUCUAAAUUAAAACCGACAAUGCCAUAGAAACAAAUAAUAUGUAUUUACAAUUUUUAAUAAUUAUACGGUCAUUAAAUAAGAGCGUUCAAUUUUAGAUGUGACCAUCCCAAUGCAGAUCAUAAAAUAAUUUUCCAAGACAAAAAAAAAACAAAUAAA